GGCCGCGCGGCCGCUCCGCCCGCACUCGGGCGCUUCGGCUACCGCCGCCGCCUCGGAGCUGCGCCUGGGCGGGCCCCGGAGUCCUGGCAUUUUUUUACCAUCUGUGAAAAUUUCCCUGUAGUUCAUUUCUCCUCACUACAGUGUUAAGAAUUAUACCAAAUUGCAAAGAUAUGAAUGAAUAUCCUAAAAAAAGAAAAAGGAAGACAUUACACCCUUCUCGUUACUCAGAUUCCUCUGGAAUAAGCAGAAUUGCAGAUGGAUUCAAUGGAAUUUUUUCUGAUCAUUGUUACAGUGUUUGUUCUAUGAGACAACCGGACUUAAAAUACUUUGACAACAAAGAUGAUGAUUCUGAUACAGAGACAUCAAAUGACUUGCCAAAAUUUACAGAUGGAAUCAAGGCCAGAAAUAGAAAUCAAAACUACCUGGUUCCCAGUCCUGUACUUCGAAUUCUAGACCACACUGCCUUUUCUACAGAAAAAUCUGCUGAUAUUGAAAUUUGUGAUGAAGAGUGUGACUCACCUGAGUCAGUCAACCAACAGACUCAAGAGGAAAAUGCUAUAGAAGUUCACACUGCUGAAGAUGUUCCAAUUGCUGCAGAAGUACAUGCAAUUUCUGAAGAUUAUGAUAUAGAGACAGAAAACAAUUCCUCAGAAAGUCUUCAAGACCAAACUGAUGAGGAGCCACCAGCUAAACUUUGCAAAAUUCUUGACAAGAGCCAAGCUCUGAAUGUGACUGCCCAACAGAAGUGGCCUUUACUGAGAGCCAAUAGCAGUGGUCUCUAUAAGUGUGAACUUUGUGAGUUCAACAGCAAAUAUUUUUCUGAUUUAAAGCAGCAUAUGAUCCUGAAGCAUAAGCGUACUGAUUCAAAUGUGUGUCGAGUAUGCAAGGAAAGUUUCUCUACCAACAUGCUUUUGAUCGAACAUGCCAAACUGCAUGAAGAGGAUCCCUACAUUUGUAAAUACUGUGAUUAUAAAACAGUGAUUUUUGAGAACCUCAGCCAGCACAUUGCAGACACCCAUUUUAGUGACCACCUCUAUUGGUGUGAGCAGUGCGAUGUACAGUUCUCCUCAAGCAGUGAACUCUACCUACAUUUCCAGGAGCACAGCUGUGAUGAACAGUACUUAUGUCAGUUUUGUGAACAUGAAACAAAUGAUCCAGAAGACUUGCAUAGCCAUGUGGUAAAUGAACAUGCAUGUAAAUUAAUUGAGUUGAGUGAUAAGUAUAACAAUGGAGAACAUGGACAGUACAGCCUCUUAAGCAAAAUUACCUUUGACAAAUGUAAAAACUUCUUUGUGUGUCAAGUAUGUGGUUUUCGGAGUAGACUUCAUACAAAUGUUAACAGGCAUGUUGCUAUUGAACAUACUAAAAUUUUUCCUCAUGUUUGUGAUGACUGUGGGAAAGGCUUUUCAAGUAUGCUAGAAUAUUGCAAACAUUUAAAUUCACAUUUAUCUGAAGGGAUUUAUUUAUGUCAAUACUGUGAAUAUUCAACAGGACAAAUUGAAGAUCUUAAAAUUCAUCUAGAUUUCAAGCAUUCAGCUGACUUACCUCAUAAAUGUAGUGACUGCUUGAUGAGGUUUGGAAAUGAAAGGGAAUUAAUAAGUCACCUUCCAGUCCACGAGACGACUUGAUUAUUUUCUUCACCUGCCAUAAUGUUAAUGUAAAAUAAUAAAUUUGACUUUUUUGGAGAUGUUAAAA
Molecule: messenger RNA, 1695 nt
Organism: Neogale vison (American mink)
Lineage: Eukaryota; Metazoa; Chordata; Mammalia; Carnivora; Mustelidae
Gene: ZNF639
Product: zinc finger protein 639
Exons: 6
Coding region: 171-1628 (485 amino acids)
Biological process (GO): regulation of transcription by RNA polymerase II
Cellular component (GO): nucleus
Molecular function (GO): RNA polymerase II transcription regulatory region sequence-specific DNA binding; DNA-binding transcription factor activity, RNA polymerase II-specific
Source: RefSeq, a predicted model, not a curated record